AUGCCGUCUCAUCGAUCUACUGAUUCCAACGAGUUUGAUCAUGAUGAACCAUCAACAUCUUCACCAUCACAACAACAUGUCGAAUAUGAUCCUGUGGUGUUUCACAUAUCAAGUUAUUUCAAAUUAACCCUUUCUCAACUUCGUUAUAUCACUUUCACUAUCGUUGGGAUUGCGUUAUUAUGGCCUUGGAAUGCUUUCUUAUCUGCAUCAGCUUAUUAUGGUGAUAGAUUCAGUCAUUCUCCUAAUCUUAUUAAGAUUUAUUCAUCGACUAUGAUGUCUGUAUCAACUAUAACUUCCACCUUAUAUAAUUAUUACUUAUCCCAAGCUCAAGCUGGGGUAAGUUAUAAAUUCAGAGUGAAUAUUGGUCUUUGGUUAACUAUCUUUGUAUUUAUAUUCAUGUCCAUAUCAUGUAUAUCAGAUUUAUUAAUCAUGAUGGAUGACAUUGCGUUUUUCAGUAUUUUAAUGAUAAUGGUAUUAAUGUCAGCUAUGGCCACAUGUUUAGCUCAAAAUGGUACCAUGGCUAUUGUUAAUGUUUUAGGUGGAAUAUAUGCUAAUGCAGUUAUGGUAGGUCAAGCUGUAGCUGGUGUUUUACCUGCGUUAGCAUUGAUUAUUUCUAUCUUAUUAGUGGGUGAUAAAAAGUCUAAUUCAACUGAUGAAGAUUAUCAUGUCGAAAAGAACUAUGGUGUGUUUGUUUAUUAUAUUACUGCCAGUUUAAUUUCCAUAAUUUCUAUAUUAUUGGUUUAUUGGAUUAAUCAUCAUAAAGUUGAAUCCGCUUAUAAUGCUUUAAAUGAGAUAGCUGAAGAAGAACAACCAUUAAAUUCCUCAUCUGAUAUCAUUGAUGAACCAGACAUUAAACAAAAACAACAUGUUCCAUUCUCCGUAUUAUGGUCUAAAUUAAAGCUUAUUGUUCUGACUAUUUUCCUUACCUUCAGUAUCACCUUAAUCUUCCCAGUAUUUGCAUCAACUAUCGAAUCAGUUCAUAUCAAUUCAACCUUUUGGUUCUAUAGAAAGGAAAUUUAUAUUCCAUUUAUCUACUUAAUUUGGAAUUUAGGUGAUUUAUUAGGUCGUAUUUUAUGUGGUUAUCCAAGAUUACAUAUGAUCAUAACUAAUCCAAAAACAUUAAUACUUUAUUCUAUUUCCAGAUUGGUCUUUAUUCCAUUAUUUUUCACAUGUAAUAUUCAUCCAUAUACCGCUGCAAAUCAAUCAAGUGCCAUUAUAAAUUCAGAUGCUUGGUAUAUUUUAUUACAAUUAUUAUUUGGAAUUUCAAAUGGUCAAUUGUGUACUUCGUGUUUCAUGAUUGUAGGGGACUUCUGUGAUACAGAUGAAGAAAAAGAAGCUGCUGGUGGAUUCACCAGUGUAUUCUUAAGUGUAGGAUUAGCUGCAGGCAGUGUGUUAAGUUAUUUACUUGUUAUUGCUAUAGAUUAA
This is a messenger RNA of Scheffersomyces coipomensis, 1425 nucleotides long. RefSeq names its product nucleoside transmembrane transporter. The record is from RefSeq and is a predicted model, not a curated record. Bases 1 to 1425 code for a protein of 474 amino acids. Gene Ontology annotation, molecular function: nucleobase transmembrane transporter activity; nicotinamide riboside transmembrane transporter activity. The transcript has a single exon. Gene Ontology annotation, cellular component: fungal-type vacuole membrane. Gene Ontology annotation, biological process: nucleoside transmembrane transport. Lineage: Eukaryota; Fungi; Ascomycota; Pichiomycetes; Serinales; Debaryomycetaceae.